This is a messenger RNA of Dunckerocampus dactyliophorus (ringed pipefish), 5223 nucleotides long. RefSeq names its product itchy E3 ubiquitin protein ligase b (gene itchb). NCBI's taxonomy places the organism in Eukaryota, Metazoa, Chordata, Actinopteri, Syngnathiformes, Syngnathidae. Gene Ontology annotation, biological process: protein K63-linked ubiquitination; protein K29-linked ubiquitination; ubiquitin-dependent protein catabolic process. Bases 169 to 2841 code for a protein of 890 amino acids. The record is from RefSeq and is a predicted model, not a curated record. The transcript is spliced from 24 exons. Gene Ontology annotation, molecular function: protein binding; ubiquitin protein ligase activity.
CCCGGCAGUCACGUGACACGAGUUUAGGAAGCUGGUCGAAGUUUGUGCUUCCUUGAAGUAAAACCUGCGACUCUGCACAAAACAAUUCGCCGAAAGGGGGCUGAGACGUCACCGCAGCGCUACCAGAAUUCUCCUCUGGAGUUCGGGCAUUCAUCCCAGCCCUAUGUCAUGGCAAGUGAAGUCACCAAGGCAGCCAGUUCCAAUGGUUACCCUAUGAAGGCACAGCUACAAAUUACUGUGCUGUCAGCGAAACUGAAAGAGAACAAGAAGAACUGGUUUGGUCCCAGUCCUUACGUGGAAGUCACCGUGGAUGGCCAGUCCAAAAAAACAGAGAAAUGCAACAACACCCACAGCCCCAAAUGGAAGCAGCCACUCACUGUUAUUGUGACUCCAUUCAGCAAGCUAGUGUUUCGCGUGUGGAGCCACCAGACCCUGAAGGCCGACACUCUACUUGGCAUCGCCAUUUUGGACAUCAGUGCUACACUCAAGUCUAAUAACAUGAAAAUCUCUCAGGUGGUGCAGACCAUCCAGCUGUGUGCAGACAGAGACCAAACAGAUGUGGUGGGAGACCUGUGUGUCUGCUUGGACGGCAUGACAGUUGACCCCGAGAUGUUCGCCAAGGCUGAAGUCGACCAUCAGAAUAUGUCAAAUGGGGACUCACAGCAGCCCAAUGGAGAGCAUACGCCAAGACAUAGCCGAGACAGUUCCCCCACUGUGGACAGCAUAGAACACCGCUCAUCUCCUCGGGGGCGAAGGUCAGGGGCCAUCUCUGGUUCUCCCAGGGUGUCGACUGGGAGCGUGCGCCCUCUGCGGCCACCCAGGCCUUCCAGGCCUCCACCUCCAACCCCGCGUAGACCCACCACCUCACCAGCAUCUACCAGCAAUAGCUCUGCACCAUCCGAAAGCAGCAACGGUCAGCCAGGUUCAGAGGCAUCAGUGCGUACUACUGUCCCAGGACCUUCAGCAGCACCAGACUCCAGUCCUUCAGCGAGUGACAGGAACACCACCGCAUCUACAGCUACUAACUGUGGACCUCCAGCCACCAGACAGCCAACCAGCAGUGUUGGCCCUGCUGUUACCUCCAGGGUGCCUGCAGUCAACUCUGGACCUCUGCCUCCUGGCUGGGAGCAGAGGGUGGACCAGAACGGCAGGUUGUAUUUUGUUGACCAUGUUGAAAAGAGGACAACAUGGGAGCGCCCAGAACCAUUACCACCAGGCUGGGAGCGCCGCGUCGACCAGAUGGGUCGGGUUUACUUUGUCGACCACAUCACGCGGACCACCACGUGGCAGCGCCCCACGAUGGAGACAGUGCGCAACUACGAGCAGUGGCAGCACCAGCGUAGCCAGUUGCAGGGCGCCAUGCAACAGUUCAACCAGAGGUUCAUAUUUGGGACACAGGACCAGGCGGCAGCCACACAGAAUAAGGAGUAUGAUCCUCUUGGGCCUCUUCCACAUGGAUGGGAGAAGAGAACAGACAGCAAUGGCAGAGUGUAUUUUGUGCAUCAUCCCACGCGGUCGACACAGUGGGAAGACCCACGGACACAAGGCUUGUUGAAUGAGAAGCCGCUUCCAGAGGGCUGGGAGAUGAGGUUUACCGUAGACGGUAUUCCCUAUUUCGUAGACCACAACAGGAGAACCACCACUUACAUCGACCCUCGCACUGGAAAAUCUUCACUUGAAAAUGGACCUCAGAUCACAUACGUCAGAGACUUCAAAGCCAAAGUACAAUACUUCAGAUUCUGGUGCCAGCAACUGUCAAUGCCUCAGCACAUCAAGAUCACUGUGUCACGAAAAACUCUGUUUGAAGACUCCUUCCAGCAGAUCAUGAGCUUCAAUGCUCAGGAUUUGCGAAGAAGACUGUGGAUCAUCUUCCCUGGAGAAGAAGGCCUUGACUACGGAGGUGUUGCCAGGGAGUGGUUUUUCCUGCUGUCCCAUGAGGUGCUGAAUCCCAUGUACUGUCUGUUUGAAUACGCCGGAAAAGAAAACUACUGUCUUCAGAUCAACCCAGCCUCCUACAUCAACCCUGACCACCUUAAAUAUUUCAAGUUCAUUGGCCGCUUCAUUGCCAUGGCACUCUUCCACAGCAAGUUCAUCGACACAGGUUUCUCGCUACCAUUUUAUAAGCGCAUCCUGAACAAGCCUUUAGCCCUCAAAGACCUGGAGUCAGUCGAUCCAGAAUUCUACAAUUCUCUUAUGUGGAUUAAGGACAACAACAUCGAAGAGUGCGGUCUGGAAAUGUUCUUCUGUGUCGACAAGGAAAUCUUAGGGGAAAUCACCACCCACGACCUGAAACCCGGAGGAGGAGACAUCCAAGUUACGGAGGAGAACAAGGAAGAGUAUAUCAGGUUGGUAGCAGAGUGGAGGCUGUCUCGAGGUGUGGAAGAACAGACCCAGGCUUUCUUUGAAGGCUUUAAUGAGGUCCUCCCGCAGCAAUACCUGCAGUAUUUUGAUGCCAAAGAGCUGGAGGUGAUGCUGUGCGGCAUGCAGGAGAUUGACCUGUCAGACUGGCAAAGAAACACCAUCUACAGACACUACACUCGAAGCGCCAAGCAGAUCAUGUGGUUCUGGCAGUUCAUAAAAGAGAUGGACAACGAGAAGAGGAUGAGGCUGUUGCAGUUUGUCACUGGUACCUGCCGCCUGCCCGUAGGAGGCUUUGCUGAUCUCAUGGGAAGCAAUGGCCCCCAGAAGUUCUGCAUUGAGAAGGUCGGAAAAGAAAACUGGCUUCCCAGAAGUCACACAUGUUUCAACAGAUUGGACCUGCCGCCUUAUAAGAGCUACGAGCAGCUCAAGGAGAAGCUGAUGUUUGCCAUCGAGGAGACGGAAGGCUUCGGACAGGAGUGAUGUUUUGAAAACAGCCUGAAGAGGCUGCGACACGGGAUGAAGAUCAUAUGGGGUUCAAGCCUUCACUUCAUGAGGGGCCGCUCGUAUACCGUGUGUUUAUUGCAUCCAUCUCAAAGGAAAAUAUUCUUGAUUGGGAGCCUUUGCCAAAACCAGAAUCCACCACCAUCAAUGAGAAUGAGCACCAAAUUCCACAUGGGAGUGUUUGCCAAAUCCCCUCUUAAAAGCAAGCAAGACUCACCAUUGGAGGGCAGCGUUCCAGUCUUGCCUUGCAUUAGUCUAAAUAUUCAUUGCUACAUGAAAAGGGGGUCACCAAAAGUGGAACAGAUUGUAUUGUGUUGGCUCUUGGGGCGCACUCACACUACAAGGCAACCUAAAGUCUGGUUUGUUGGCCCUGCGCGCUUGGAAAAGGUGGACCUGGACCUCCUGCCAGUUAUUAAUGAUAAAUGCCACCUUACAUUAUGGAAAUAAAUAGAAAUAUUUGAGAUGUGCAUAAAGUCCACAGUACACUCGCCCAUGCACGCUUGCAAAAUAGACUUGUCAUGUGUUUGCUCCUCCCACCAGUUACGGAAGAUAAUCGCCACCUUGCACAUUAGAGCAACUCAAAAUAAGCCACCAAUUCGGGCAAUAUGCAGUAAUACAUGUGUUGUAUGAUAAAGUGAUGUCAUGUAGGGCAGUGUGAGUGCGCCGCUAACCAAGCAACCUCCACUAUAAUGAUUGUCACGUCUUCUGUCACAUCCGUCUCUCCUGUACCGCUAACAAGACUUUUUAAAUACCCGAAGAAGCAACAAUAACUGCAAGUAAGAACGCAGCACAUGUAUGCAAAUUGUGGUGCUUCACACACACACACACACACACACACACACAUUUGGGAGACAUAUAAGCCAAUAAGCAGUGGUGGCUGGUCAUAUCCUGCAGUAUUUUCCAGUCAGAGGGUGAAAACAAACCCGCAAUGACGGCACUGAAAAGGAGUUCUAGUUUUAUAGGACCGCAGUGUGUAUGUAGGCUGUCAGCUUUCAGGGUUUUUUUUUGUCCAAUACGACCCUUGUGAUGUCCUUUAAGGGGAUGACAAGUGUUCCGAGAUGGUGUAUCUUCAUGUAUCGUGCGGAGAAAAACACCAAAAAAGUCGAACCAAAUUAAGUUUUUUUCCCAAGUAAAUCAUUUAACAAAAUGUUUUAACUGUCUGCUCUAGCAUUAACGAAUCACAUUGAUGACCUCCACAAGUCCCCCCCCCCAAAUGCUCUAGUAAAUUAAUAAGGUGUUCCAUCCUUUAUGAUUUACUAUUGCACCAAGUCCAUGAAAUAAGUGUGGACAAAUCAGAAUAAUACGCAGUCUCUACAUCUUCGUUUUUGAAGAUUCUUACUUUGGUGCACGCUGAUUCAUAAAUGAAACACUAAUUGUGUUCUUGAAAAACAAGUUUUACACAGUGAGGGGGAGAUAACAUGGAAAUCAGCUUUCCUUUGUUGUUAGAGGGGCCCUAUCCUGCAUUUCCCACUUUUCCGACUUGAUCUUUAAAAUGUUGUGCUCUAUUUCGUGAACAAAGCAGUUUGAUGCUGGAAUUUAUCCAAUUGUCUCUAAUAUCCAAUUCUUCUUUACUGUUUGCUGACCACCACUGGCACAUAGCCGAUUGAGGGAGGCAUGUGGUAAUGGGUGGGGGGCUGGAGCCGACUCUCGGUCCAUCCAUCGCUACAGAGUAGACGUGGUCAGGGAGGCGGCUGUGGAAUCCUAGCAUGUUAGCCAAGAGGGGAAAAAAAUGCAGAUUUACCCUUUACACAACCUGAGAUUUAUGGAUUCUUUUAUUGAAAGAAACUUACUAUAGUGCCCCACUGGGGUAGAAUAUCUUUUUAAACCCCCCCGAAAUGAGCAGGAUAGGGCUCCUUUAGCUCCUAAUAAAGAGUUACGUUGUCCUGGGUCGAUUCUAUUUAAUUUGUAAUCAUAUAGAAGUUAGCAAAUUCCAAACCACCAUACAACCUUAUGCUUAUGUAACAUACAGGACCUUUAAGACCUGCAUGUAAAACUGUCACUCUUCCUGCACACAAAAAAACAAGAUGUAAAUAAAUAACAUUAAAUAACAUGGUUUUUUUUUUCCUUUUGUAAAGGGUUUUAAUAAGAGGUUUAUGGUAACACUAUAUUUUCCUUCACCCUUUCUAAUUUCGGAUGUACAUGAAAUAUGUGAAAGGAAAAAACAAUCUCUGAAAUGGUCACCUUAAUAAAUUAAAUCAAACAUUGUUGUGUCGAGUGCUUUGUACUGAUCUAUAUCACGUAUGUAGACGUGAUGCAGCUAAGGAUGUCAAUGGGAACAAGUUGGUUUUUACAUGUUUCAUUUUAAUGGAAAUGUUAAUACAACUAAUGAGAAAUUGUUGGAAUUAAUUAAAAAAAAACAAC